This is a messenger RNA of Fonsecaea erecta, 495 nucleotides long. RefSeq lists its product as hypothetical. The transcript has a single exon. NCBI's taxonomy places the organism in Eukaryota, Fungi, Ascomycota, Eurotiomycetes, Chaetothyriales, Herpotrichiellaceae. Bases 1 to 495 code for a protein of 164 amino acids. The record is from RefSeq and is a predicted model, not a curated record.
AUGACCACAUCCACCUCCUCUUCACCGUCCGCGCACCAAGACCCCGACGAAGGGUUCGAAGAGGACAACCUCUCCCCAGCAGACUUGAACAACGACAACUACGGAGGCCUCUCUCAGAGCAACCGCCCUCACACUCCGGCGAACGACCACCUCAACGCAGCCGCACCCGGCGAACUCUCCCCACCGCGAUCGCAGAGGCAAAGCCAAAGCGAAGACCUCCAGCAACCCACGUCACAAGCAAUGGCCAACGGCACGGCGACGCGCACCUCAGCCAGGGUCGCUGCCAUGGCCGGAAAAUCUGAAGCGGAAGCACAAGGCCAGGCGACAGCGACACCCGACGAUCGAGACGGCCGGGGCAAGCCUGAGAGGGCGUGGCGCAGCAAGAAGGCCCAGGAAGAGAGGCAGCGCGCGUGGGAAAACAUUGUAGAUCGGGACUUCAGUCUCAAGGAGUUUGGAGAUGUCAUGUUGCAGGGCAAGGCGCAGGGAUCUCGAUGA